AUGGAAAACUCUCAAAUCCCUGUUAUCCAGCCUCAGGAAGACACAGCCCCUGAAAUCGACCCAGAAGAACUUUUUAACCAAGGCCUCUUUGACCUCAAAGAAAACAACACUGACCUAGCUGUAAAAAAACUCGGGAAAAGUUUGCAGAUAAUUAGCGCGAAAAGAGGAGAGCUGGACAUGUCACUUUAUAAAUACUAUUACCACUACGCAGACGCUUUGCUAGUCCAAUAUGAAGAAGAACAAGGAGAUAACUUGUUUGGAACGGAGCUACCAGAAGAGGAAGAAUACUCCAAUGAUGAAGAAAAUGAAUCAGGCUCUGCAGAAGAAGGCGAAAGUCAAGAAGGCUCUCAAGAAAACGAAGAAAAUAAUAGUGAAGGCGAAGAAGAAUCAAAUGAGCAGCAAAGCGAGUCAGAAGAAGAGCCAGAAGAAGAAGAGGAACAGCAGCCAAGCCCACCUGAAGAACAACAGAACCCUUCAGCAGACAAAAAAGAUGAGCUUGAGGACUUACAAAUUGUGUGGGAAAAUUUAGAAACUUGCCGAAUUAUUCUGAAAUCUAACCAAAAUGAUCCUGAAUAUUUGCUAAAAACUUAUACUAGGCUUGGAGAUGUAAAAAACUGGAACGAGGAUUUUAACGGGGCUUGUGAAGAAUACUCAGAAGCUCUUGGGCUACUUUUACAGCUAGAAGGGGACAUUUUUUCAAGGAGAAAAGCUGAGCUUUAUUUUCUUAUCGGAACAACUCAUUUAAAUCAGCCAGGAAAAGAAAAAGAAGCCGCCGAGAGUUUUACAAAGGCCUUAGAGCAGCUAGAAAUGGUGAAAAUGAGGAUUUUUGACUAUGAAAUAAUCAAAGAACUGACUGACGUCAUUGAAGAGGUUAAAAUGAAAAGGGAAGACGCCAUUGAACAAGAACAAAGCUUGAAAAUAUUGCAAGAGGAAAAGGAACAAGAAGAAAAGGCAAAUGAAGGAUUCGCCUCAUCAGCCAUUUCAGGGGAUGUCAAAGAUUUAGGGACUUUUGGGAAAAGGAAAAAAGAGCAGAAUAAUGGGGAAAAUAAGGAUAUUAUUGCAAAAAACGAAGCAGAAAAGCCUUCUAUUUUUGGAGGGCCGGUUGUGGACAUUGGGAUUUUUGGAAAAAGAAAAGCUGAGCCAGAAGCUUUAUUUAAAAAUCUUGCAAAACCUGAAGAAUCUGAAGUCAAAGAUUUAGGGAUUUUUGGAAAGAGGCAAAGAGAAGAAUCCCAAGAAAAUGUGAAUACCAAUGCAAAGGAAGGAGACCCCAGCAAGCACCCAAAAAUCAACCCUUAA
This is a messenger RNA of Blepharisma stoltei, 1296 nucleotides long. Lineage: Eukaryota; Ciliophora; Heterotrichea; Heterotrichida; Blepharismidae. The record is from the annotation of a GenBank genome assembly.